AUACGCACGUUCCUCACAGAGCAGGAAUAGGAAGUAUGAAGAGGACAGGAAAAAACAAAUCCACAUCUCAGAGACACAAAUGGUAUAAGCGUAAACCACAGAGGGGUUGUUUUCUGUCUUUUUACCAGUGCAGGUGCACCUAAAGAAGCUGCAUGCUGUUCUUCUGAGGAGAGUGCGGGUCUGAAGAGCUUCUGCUGUAAACGAUGAGUGGCUCACUGGAGAGGACUACAGACUGUCCCUUGUCAGUUCUUGAAAAUAACUUGAGCCCAGAUGGAGAGACAGAGAACCUGACAGGAGCAAGUGAGUUACACUGGGAAGAUGGAGGUCUACCUGUUGAGCUGCAGAGAGGGAUGGAGACUCUGCGGGUGAACAGAGAACUGACCGAUGUCAUACUGAGUGUUCAAGGACAUGACUUCCCUUGCCAUAGAGCCAUUCUUGCUGCUGCCAGCCAGUACUUCAGGGCAAUGUUUUGCAGUGGUCUGAAGGAGAGCCAUGAGGAGUGUGUUCAAAUAAAGGGGUUGGACAGUGGGACAAUGCGCUCUCUCCUGGAGUAUACCUACACCAGCCGAGCCCUCCUCACACACUCAAAUGUCCAGAGAAUACUUGAGGCCGCUAGUCAGUUUCAGUUCAUGCGUGUAGUGGAUGCAUGCGCCAGCUUUCUGAGCAAGUCUCUGCACCUAGAGAACUGUAUUGGGAUCCUGAAUCUGGCUGAAAGUCACGCCCUGCCGACCCUGAAGACCAGGGCUCAGGACUACAUUACCUCUCAGUUCUCCCAGGUGGUCCAGCAGCAGGACUUCUUAGAGCUUCCAGCAGAGUCGAUGGAGACUAUCCUGCAGAGGGAUGACCUUGAUGUGAAGUGCGAGGAGUGCGUUUUUGAGGCACUCAUGCACUGGGUGAGGGCCCGGCAAGAUGAACGCUAUCCUUUACUGACCAGGUUGCUUUCACAUGUGCGCCUGCCAUUACUGGAGCCAGCAUACUUUGUAGAAAAGGUGGAGUCGAACGAACUGAUACGCCACUGCAGUGAGGCUUUUCCUUUGUUGCAAGAGGCCCGAACCUAUCACCUCUCUGGCAGGGAGGUGGUCUCUGAACGAACCAAACCCCGUUUGCGGCACUUUGUAUCAGAGGUAUUCUUGAUCAUCGGAGGCUGCACAAAAGAUGAACGCUUUAUUUCCACUGUCACCUGUUUGGACCCCCUUAGACGCAGCAGGCUAGAGGUUGCCAGGCUGCCAAUCACAGACAUGGAGGAUGAGUCCCAAAACAGAAAAUGGGUGGAGUUUGCUUGCAUCACCUUCCGCAACGAAUUGUACAUAUCUGGAGGUAAAGAGACACAAUAUGAUGUUUGGAAAUACAACGGUGCCCUUGACAAGUGGAUCCAAAUCGAGCCCCUAACAACUGGGCGCUGGAGGCACAAGAUGGCAGUUCAUGGGGGGAAAGUGUAUGCAGUGGGUGGAUUUGAUGGAGUUCAGAGGCUUGCUAGUGUCGAGGCCUAUGAUCCCUUUCACAAUCGCUGGGCACAGGUGACACCUCUUGCAGUAGGUGUAAGCUCCUUUGCUGCUGCAAGCUUUGACAGAUGGAUCUAUGUGAUUGGUGGCGGGCCAAAUGGAAAGCUGUCAACUGAUAAGGUUCAGUGCUGGGAACCUGGGACAGACAGUUGGGAAUUCCGGGCUCCCAUUCCCAUCGAAACCAAGUGCACAAAUGCUGUUACAUUCAAGAAUUGCAUCUAUGUAGUUGGUGGUGCCAUGCAUGCCAUGUACUGCUACUCCCCUCUGUCUGACUCAUGGUCCCUUGUGACUCGUCUUGGGGAGAGGGCAAGCUGCGCCAUUGCUGCCUGUAACAACAAACUCUUCAUCACUGGAGGCCGGGAUAACAAAAACCAAGUUAUCUCCACAGUGAUGUGCUGGGACGUUGCCCGAGGGGUGUUGACAGAGGAGUGUGUUUUACCCAUGGGAGUGUCACACCACGGCAGUGUAACACUCAUGAAGUCCUACACACAUAUACACAGAAUAACACCUGCUUCAGUGUGCCAAUGACACAGGUUUCUCUGAACAGGACUUUUGCUGGACUGUUUAAAAAGUGUUUAAAAAGAGGGAAAAUGUUUUUAACUGCAUUAUAUUUAAUGUGGCACUGCAACUACUGCAUGUUUUUUUGGUUUUUGUAGUACAAAUGGUGAACAUAGACCUUAAAAAACAUGUUAAGCAAUGAUGUUGCUCACUGAAUUGAAUAAUACUUAAAUGCAAUAAAUACAUGCAUAUCAGUAAAUAAAAAUAUGCAUAUGAAUACCAUGUAUGACGUAUGGUCAUGCUGAAACUAAGUGUGAACUAAAACGCGGUAUAAAAUUUCAAACAUUUGAGUCAAACAAAUCACUGAAAAUUAUGGUUUUACUGACGAGAAGAACAACCACUUAUUUCCGGGUAUUUUAUUUUGAAAAAAAAAAAAACAAACAAAAAAAAAAAAAAACAGGGGAAAUCAUAGCACAUCUCGCGAACAGUGGGUGGCGCCACAAUUUAUUUUUUUACGGAUGCGCCAGGUUAUUGGCACAGAAGUAGUAUUCAGGUACCUUCUUUAUAUACAGGUACCUGCCAGGUUACCUGCUUUUUUCUACACAGGAAGACCUUGCUUUGAAAUGAUAGUUAUUCCCGAAAACACACCGGUUUCCCUUCACAAGUAGGUCAUUGUCAGGAGUUAUGUCUUUCGCUUGACCAAAUAUUCGAGGGAAACUUAUUUUGGGGACGACGAAAGUUAGCCUGUUUGACGCGACGACAAAAGUGAAAGUAAGGUGAAACUCCGGCUGCGUACCUGAGAUUUUUUUUUACUCUCCUGAAAUGGGUCGUUGUUUCUUCCUGGUCUGUUUUAUCCUGUGCGACUGUCGAGGUGAGUUAUGUCUGAUUGUGCUCAUUUUAUUAAGUUUUGUGUAACAUGAAGACUACGGUGCAGAGGGCGAUUCACUCGCAGGCCUGACCCCCAGGUAAAUGAUUUAUCCAAAGCUGCGUUCAUGAGUUCCCAUCUACUCACAGCAGGAAAAUAAUUACAUUAAAAACAUAUGUCCGUGUUAUACAGUUAGGAUUUACCAACUGUUUUUUAAACUUUGGGGUCAGACUUUUUAGAAUUAAUACUGUUUAAUUGCUAGCCUAACUCAGGCCUGUUGCAGGAAUGCAGCAUUACUGCCGAUGUUAAAGGAAUACCAACAAAUACACCUAAUUUGUUGUAAGUGCAUAUUAAACUUAAUAACAAUGACUUUAGGUCAGUAUUUACACUAGUUACACAACCUAAUAAUCCAACAACAGCUAAGACAUGGAGCUCAGUUGUCAUCCUGUUAUUUAAGUCAUGUGAUAAGGUGGUCUUAAAAGGGGAGAAUUGUCUCUGGUUUUGUGGAUGUGAAUGGCCUCCUUGAUCCUUCUCCCACCAUCCACUGUGUUACAGCUGUGUGUUUGUGGUGCUCUGUCCUUUUCCUGUCUUCCCACUAGCUCCAUUCAGGUGAUACCUGAUGAGCCAUCAAUGAGCUGCACCUGGCAUUAAUGAAGUGCUUAAAAGCUCCCGUGCCAGUGUCAGAAGGCAGAGGCUCAUAGUGUGGGACUGCUGGACAUGUUGCCUCUCAGCUUGUUUCUUUUUGUGUUGCUGUUGUGUUUUGACUUUGUGUCUUUUAUAGUCUUGGUUUUGUUUUCAUAGUUUGAUAUGUUUGUUUUUAUGGUAAUAAAUGCCAUGAAUUUGGCUAUUUGUAA
This is a messenger RNA of Lates calcarifer (barramundi perch), 3719 nucleotides long. RefSeq names its product kelch-like family member 6 (gene klhl6). The record is from RefSeq and is a predicted model, not a curated record. NCBI's taxonomy places the organism in Eukaryota, Metazoa, Chordata, Actinopteri, Centropomidae. Gene Ontology annotation, molecular function: protein binding.